AUGUACCCCACCAAAAUGAUAUGCAGUCAGACCACUCUCGUCGUCUUUAUGCUUGUUGUCAUAUUGACUAUCAAUAUUUUCAGUUAUUUCACAAUUUUCAAGAUAGAUCGAAAAUUCCAAGCAACCGAGCAAAUCGAUAUCAACAACCCAAAAGCUCUGGAUGAUCUCCGUGCCAAGUAUGCUCUCAACUCUGAAAAAUACAGUCAAGAUCUGUAUCGAGCAUCAAGAGGAGACGAUCACAAUGAAUUCUACGAGAAAGUGAAGUUGGAAGCAUUCUGUCCGUUGAAAGAAAGACUUGGAGAGAUUGAUGACGGAGGAAAAUAUGUUUGUAAUCCGAGAAUGGUUAGAAAGGAUGAUUGCACAAUCAUCUCUCUCGGUCUCAACAACCAGAUUUAUUUCGAUCAGCACAUUCAAAAUGUGACAGGAGGACAUUGUAGAAUUCUUGGAGCUGAUAAGGACCCCCAAAACAUGGAAACCCAAGCGAAAUAUGGAGGAAUGAAUGGGAAGUUAUUUUCUGGAAUGAUUCCAACAGACAUCUCAAUAUCGAGUAUAAUGCAAACAGCUGGAAGAAAAGAAGUGGAGAUAUUGAAGAUGGAUAUUGAGGGAGGGGAGAUGGAUGCGUUGGAACCAUUCCUAGAGGAAUAUAAAGUUUGCCAGAUACUGAUAGAAGUUCACAAAUCCCCGGCCGAGCACUUCAAAAUGCUGCAAAUCAUGGCAAAACACAACUUCCAAAUCUACAAUGUGGAAACCACUCCCUAUUGUGUUAUGUGUUGUGAAUACAGUCUGAUUCACGAGAGUUGUAUGGAACAGUUUGCAGUUGUUCCGUUGGCUCCGAUUGUUUUGAGAAAUGAAUUAUAG
Messenger RNA from Caenorhabditis remanei, 858 nucleotides. RefSeq lists its product as uncharacterized. NCBI's taxonomy places the organism in Eukaryota, Metazoa, Nematoda, Chromadorea, Rhabditida, Rhabditidae. The coding region runs from base 1 to 858 and encodes 285 amino acids. The transcript is spliced from 6 exons. The record is from RefSeq and is a predicted model, not a curated record.